AUGGACCUCGCUUCAGCGCCCCGUGGGGAGAGCCCGCCGUUGAAGACCCCGCUGGUGGAGAUCGAGUCCGCGGAGGUGGAAAGAAGCCUCCCGCAAGAGAACACUGCCGAGGCUGGGGAGGAGAAGGGAGCAAACACCCACUCCGAGUACGAGACUGACAGCGAUGGCUUGGAAGAUGAAUGGGAGAGUCAAUCUCUCUACGAGGACUCCAUCCAAACGAUCCGCGACGACCAGCUUCGCGACGGUUCAAUCCCCGAUGCUUGUACCUUCGAGGAGGCUGUUGAGUUUCGGAAAAGACUGCAUGAAGUCGGCAAGGCGCAAUUUGUGGAGGAGACGAUCGCUCGCGACACAGUGACCGCGAAGAAACUGUGCACUGCUUUUGGGAUUCUUCCGCCCUCUUUCCUCGAGGGCGCACCCGAUGAGGCGUAUCAUCCAUUGUUGGCGAUCGCUAUAUCCCGAGAAUUUACGAGGCGUCGGAAGUUACCCCAGUACAAUUCGGUUGAUGAUGCUGUGGAACUUCUUAAGCAGUCCAAGAAUAUCAUUGUCUUGACUGGAGCCGGUGUAAGUGGCGCAUUGUUUCUCAGACAUGCAGCGGGUAUUGAUAACUAUCAGAUCUCUACGAGUCUCGGAAUUCCGGAUUUCAGAUCCAAAGACACUGGUCUCUACUCCAAGCUGGAGCACCUUGGUCUAAGUGAUCCUCAGGAAGUCUUCGAUAUUCACAUUUUUCGCGAAGACCCUAGUAUCUUCUAUUCGAUUGCGAAGGAUAUUCUCCCAACCGAGAAGAAGCACUCGCCGACUCAUGGGUUCAUCCGACUGCUUCAGGAUAAGGGGAAGCUGCUUACCAACUACACUCAGAAUAUCGACAACAUAGAGGCCAACGCUGGUGUGCUUCCUGAGAACAUCGUGCAGUGCCACGGCUCCUUUGCGAAGGCCACUUGUGUCAAGUGUCAGUAUAAGGUCCCUGGGGAUGAAAUCCAUGACGAUAUUAAGAAAGGUGUGGUCCCUGAAUGCGCACAGUGCCGCAAGCGCAUCGCCGAAGAGGCGCAGAAGCCCCAAGGACAGAAGCGGAAGCGCAACAGCACUGGCGCUCACAAGGAUAGAAGUAAGAGUGGAGAGGACAGCUCUGAUGAGGAAGACUACGAAAUACCCACGCCAGGGGUGAUGAAGCCGGACAUCACAUUCUUUGGAGAAGAUCUUCCUGAUGAAUUUGGGCACCGUCUCCUUCACCAUGAUCGGGACAAGGUUGACUUGGUCAUUGUCAUUGGAACGUCGCUGAAAGUCGCGCCCGUCGCGGAAGUUCCAGGCGUACUGCCACCUCACAUACCUCAGAUCUACAUAUCCCGAACCCCUGUAACACAUACGAACUUUGAUAUUGAUCUAUUAGGCGACUGUGAUGUGGUGGUGUCCGAGCUCUGCCGUCGAGCUGGAUGGGACUUCAACCAUGACAUGAUACCCCCCGACGAGAACGUCGACGUUACUCCAGUUUUCGGAUAUGGCUCACGACAUGUAUUCAAGGUUAGCGGGUAG
Aspergillus mulundensis is the source of this 1527-nucleotide messenger RNA. Its product is annotated as putative histone deacetylase SIR2. The record is from RefSeq and is a predicted model, not a curated record. The transcript is spliced from 4 exons. Lineage: Eukaryota; Fungi; Ascomycota; Eurotiomycetes; Eurotiales; Aspergillaceae. Bases 1 to 1527 code for a protein of 508 amino acids. Gene Ontology annotation, molecular function: NAD+ binding.